Schistosoma curassoni is the source of this 4907-nucleotide messenger RNA. NCBI's taxonomy places the organism in Eukaryota, Metazoa, Platyhelminthes, Trematoda, Strigeidida, Schistosomatidae. The record is from the annotation of a GenBank genome assembly.
UACUAAUCGCUGUUGAACGCGCUAACAAUAAAAGGUUAAUUUGUUUUCGCUCCACGUUCAUAUUUCAUGCAUCAACCUAUCUGAAUAACAUUGCUUGAAAUGAAUAAAAACCCCAAUAUCAAGUGAUUUGACGUCUGAUGAUGGAAUGACGUAUGUUUGAUGAAUGAAGUUCAACACACUGUAGAUUGAUUCAUGGAUCAAUCUAUAGAAGAUGUCAAGACUCUGACUAUUAGGGUGAUCGACCAUAUGUGUAAAAUCCCCUCAGACCAAGGAUAUAGUUCAAAUGAGUUCAAAUCAAUCAUUCACCUUUUCGACAGGAGUUUUUUUGCCAUCGAGAAUUCUAGAAACGUAGUGGAAGAUUAUCGCCUUUGGAUAGCUACAAAAGUGUUAUCUAGCGGUGAAUACCCCUACCGUCUUACUCAGAUCUUUAAAAACUUGGGAGAAUAUUCCUUCGGAUCUCUGAGUGUUGGGAAAGAAUCCUACAAUGAACAGUACAUUGAACUGCUAUCAUCAUUUCAGUUGACUCUGUGCAAUUAUCUUGAACUAAGUGAAUUACUGGCAGAGAAAAUGUCAAUGCAAGAUGCUUAUUUGAAGGAAAUAUAUCGUAUUCAUCAAGCCAUAUUGUCAUACGACGGAAUUUGUGCUGAAGAAAAGAAAAUCACGUUGGUGGUAGAAAUAAUUGUAAAAACCCUUUACAACAUGCUGCAACACGAAAGCCCAAUAAUAUGUUUUGCCUUCAAAAAGCAUAAUCUCAUAGAUAUUGUUACACAUUAUUCAAAGUCCACGAAUACUAAUUUGCAAAUAGCUUCUUAUCUAAGCUUAGCGUACAAUUAUAAUGAAGAUCAGCUAAUACCUGGGGAUAACGAAAAUAUAAUUUUUUUGGUAAAUAUGCUCGCUUCUGCUCUUGAUAAACCCUCAACAAGGAUAUAUGGUUACUCAUGUGAAGAAAUCUUAAAAGGUUUGAGACUAUUGGCAUCUAGUGAUCAAAACAGACAGUUCAUAUGCCAGUCGGCUAUACUGCAAAGCAUCCAGUGCACUAUAAAAACACUGAAAGGAAAAGUAUUAGAAGAAGUUACACUUUUUCUAUUGAAAUUAACACUCAACUCUGAAAUAAGAGACAGAAUAAGAAGAGACUUUGGGGUCGUAUUGAAGGAUUUAGACAUAUCUUUCAAAGCGGAAGAGUCCAAAACCUCAAACAACAUAAAGAAGGCACUUGAUAGCAUUUUAUGGCAGAUGAGUCAAGGUGAGAAUUCACUAGAUUAUGAAUCCAACUUAAAUUCUUCUACGCAACUUGAACAUUUAAUGAUAAGUUAUAGUCAUAAACAGAAAGAAAUUGCAAUAAAUCUUACAAAACAUUUAAAAGAAAAAGGAUAUAAGGUAUGGUUUGAUCAAGACAAUCUGAAAUAUGCUGCAAAUACAUUUAGAAGUAUGGCUGAAGCCAUAGAAAGAUCUUAUGCUGUAUGUAUUAUAUAUUCCGAAAAUUAUAAAAAUAGCGAAUAUGCUGAAAUGGAAGCAACAUAUGCAGUUUGUUUGAAAAAACCAAUUAUUUGUUUACGUGCACAACGUGACUACAAACCAAAGGGUUGGCUUGGUCUUAUAACUGCCCGAGAAAAUCGUAUCGACAUUUCUGGAAAGUAUCCAUUUGAUGAGUAUUUUUCUACUUUAUGUCGAAGAAUCGAUGAAUGCAUAAAAAUCAAAAUGGACCAUUGUAGUUGAUCACACUUCUUAAAUCCGUAAACCAAAUACGCAACUGAAAUUGGAUUUCAAGAUCUUGAAAUAUCAAAGCCGGAAAUUCAGGAACAAGUUUUUAAUCAACACUACUAAAAUGAGAUAUUUUUUAACCGAUAUUAUCUAAAGAAAUAUAUUAUCUUUUAGUACAUUUUCACGGAAGAUCGUUUUGAUGAUUAUAUAGUAGCUUUUAAAGAUUUUAUAAUCAGAGAUGGAUGGUGACUAACGGCAGAAUCCAGGACGCACGUUUCGCUUUAUUUGAAACUCGACAGAUGAAUAAACCUGCAUUAGAGAGCCGAUGCUCACUCUGGGACCAGAACUGACUACCGUUCAUUUUAAACGCCAUCGCGCCAUACACUUAUUUAUUGAGUACGGAUAGCCACUAGCUUGCGCAAUGGGGUGAAGUUUAAUUCAUUUUUGGAUUAAUUGUUUGAAUCUUUCCACUGACGUUUAGGACUACAAUUGGCUAUCUAGACUCAGUAGUUUAGUGGAUAGUGCGACCACGUUUAAAACAAACGGUACCGGGUUCGAGCCCCGGAGUAAACACCAACUUAGGGGUGCAAGUACCAAGAACAUGCAGCUGACGAGUCCAAAAUAGGGCGAAACGAACAUUCUGGAUUCCACUGCUAGCCACCAACCAUCCCUGCCUAUAAUACUUGUGACCCAAAUUAAUAUCAAGGUGACACUCACAUGAUGUACAAAUGUCAAUGGGUGACUGAUCAAUCACAGUCUGAAACGUCAAUGAGAAGAUCCAAAUAUCCAAUUGAAAAAUGAGUUUUUAUUGACCUUGUUCGUUAACAGUAGUUUAUUUUCUGCAAUUGGUUUGAGUUUAUUUUGUUUCAGUUGUUCAACUGGUAUUUUGAAAUGAUUUAAGUACUUUGUCAAUCUUUUAAAAUCAUGCAAUAUUAUUCAUUUGUUGGCUGUAAUCUUCAUUAUUAUAACAAUAUGAAAGGUAGUCCCGGUUAUAAAUAUGCAUUUCAUUUCAAAUAAAUAUUUCUAUCUGAUUUUGUUGUGUACAAUAAUUCUAAAUAGAAGAACUCUUGAAAGAUCAAGAAUUGAACUGUAGUUCAUAGUACUUGAAUGUCAUUUCCAGUAUUUCCAGACAGUCAGAACGUGAACAGCAAUAGAGUUCAGAUAGCGCUUUCAUACUAUUUAGUACUAAUCAGCUCAAUGUACCUCCACCUCAGAGUUGGUGUUCACUCCGAGUAUCAAACACUAAGAAAUGUGGGUCCUGGAUUACACUGGUAGCCAUGUCUCAUCUUUUUCAUGGGAACUUGUAUUACAGUAGCUAUAUCGAGGCAGUCCAUAUAGGAUGCUUAUAUGCCACGUGGGAAAGAACAAAUUUCAGUUAACAUUUCAGCAACAGGAUAAUCUAAUCCAUUUAAAUGUGAAUGAAAAAGACAUUUAGCAGCAGGUCUCAGAACACUUCUGUGUAUUUUGUAGAUUAGUCAAAGAACUGUAUAAGAACACUUUUCCUAUUGGUUUCCAAAUAUUAACAAGAUUUACUGGGCUUCCGUCAACCAUUCUUCAAACAGAAUUUAUUCACAGACUUAUAAGUAUUGUUAGUUAGGGAUUCAGAAUACAUACACUCAUUUCACUAAACUUCGUACUGAUUUAUAACAUAGCACUUUAGAAAAUACAGUUGUUAGAGGAAUCGUAGUGAUAUAAAAACAUUAAAUGAAUUUUCCAUUUAGAUUGAUUAUAAACAUCCAAGAACAAUUGUUGUUUGAUACUAAUCUAAGGAAUACGACGUCUUAAGCAAUUUCAGUGUGUGCUAUUUAUGUGAACAGAUAUAAGAAGUAUAUAUCAAGAAUUGGAAGUGGAAUCCUUAUCAACAGAAAACUGAAAUAAAGAGAAGAAAUAAACCAGAGAUCAGUUAGAACACUACAGAAUUGGAGGAACGAUGGAGAUGUGCAGAUGAGGAUAUGCAAAUAAUGUAUUUAAUGUAUGAUUUCAAUAUUUUACAGAGGCACUGUGUAACUUUUCCCGAACAUGAAAUUGUUUUUACCUAAUUACUCUUCGCUCUCACGAGCAAUCAAUUGUAGUCAUUAACAUCACAGACGAAAUUAUACAGACGUGUACAGUUCAGUUCAUCCCCCCUCGCACAUAUUAGUACCUAGUUAAACUCAGAACUUAGUGAACAACGGGUUUAUUGUUUGAAACCAUAAGUACUAUGUUCGAUUACAGUGGAGAGCCUUGAUGUUGAAAUGUGUUAGGUACACCUAAUUGACGAGUCCCAAGUAGGAUAAACCAUUCAUCUUGGAUUCCACUGUCAGCCUCUAUCGAAUGUGACUAAAAACGUGUGAAGAGAUGUUAAUAUUAAGGCAACUUGCUCAAUAUAGACUGGUUAUUUGUAGUUAUUAACACUGGCAACGGGAAAAUACAAACCAUUUCAAAUAAUAAAUAGACACUGGGACCAAUGAAUGUUCAAGUUUAUUAUUUUCGUUCAUUUCCAGAAAUAUUUCUGGAUUUAAUCUUGACGUGAUUUUUGAAUGGACGAAAGAAUUUUACGCGCCUGGCAACAAAUAACCUUUAAACACAACUCACAGUGUGUGUAAUCAAAUCCAAACUUAAAACAAAUGUGAAGAUUAUAUGUUUUUGAUUUGAUUUUUUAAAUGACAUUGUAAACUACGUAAGUAUGCUGCAUACAUUUCAGAUAUCUCUAUUCAAGGAAUUAUGAGAGUGUACACUUCCAUUUAUUUUAAAUCUUCUUGGUGGAAUGUUCAUAGUUUACUAGAUUUCAUUCUUUAUCUUUUAUUUACUUAUUGAAAUUUCUAUUUUACUGAUGAUUUCUUUCGAAAAAUUUUAUUACUUUGUUUAAAAAACAAAAUCAGUUUUAUUUAUCUUGGCUCAUCCAAGUAUCAUUGUUAAGCACUAGUGAAAAAGGUAUAUGUUACAUUGCAUUUAAUAGUGUUAUGUCUACAAUUAACAUAUUUUGAGAAUGAAGCAUAUUUGGAAGAGUUUUGUCAUGAUAAUGUAACUGUUGAAGUGUAACUUUUAUCCCAUAUUCUAAAUAAAACAGUUAUGACUUAUAAAAAUUGAUCCGUUGAAUGUUGUUCAGUCCAAAAUUCUGUAAUGCUUCCAACUACACAUUAAAUAUUUUGGUGACAAUUCAAAUGUUUUCAUGUUUCAAUAAAAAAAGGAUGAUAAUAUUCUUAGAAUAAGAUAGUUUCAAUGGA